AAGAAGAAAAAAAUUAACCGACGCGAGCUCGAGCGACCAACCCAGCACCCUCACGACCUUCGGUAUCUCCCUCGUGAUCUUCGUCCUCCCGGCGGUACGAUCCCCGACCGAUCACACUCACGCCGACGGAUCUUUCUGCGGCGGCGUAACCCCGACCCACGGCAGCCAGAUAUGCAGCGGUAACUUCCUUCCGGUCAUAAACCAGCACAAACCGAAGCAAUUUAAGCGAUAUUCAUUGUUAGUAUUGUUUACUGAAAUGCAAUGCAAGCUGCAAGGGUCUCUGCUAAAUUGACUCGACGAGGUUUGUCUUGUUGCCAUGCAUAUAAUCCAACCAUGGACACUUCAGGCCGAUUUCUUGUUUCAACUUCUUCGCAUGUGGGAGUCAACUUCUUCAAAAGACUUCCGAUGAAUAGCACAGAACGAGAAGUUGAUGAUUGCUGUCAACAGGAUGGAAGAGAUGCAGCCCCUUUGAGAGAAAAUAGCAGGAGAUUGUCCCAGAGUGAUAUUCUAAAAUGGGUAGUUCCUAGUACGAGAUGUAAAUAUAGAGAGUCGAGUAAUAUUCAUGACACCUGGCAUUUAUCGAAUUGUCAAAUGUCCACGAUGACCUCAACAAAGUAUUUAUGCAAUAUUCCACAGUUCGUGAAGAUUGUUGAAGUUGGUCCAAGAGACGGACUACAAAAUGAAAAGCACAUUAUACCAACUUCUGUUAAGGUUGAAUUGAUAAAGAUGCUAGUCUCUUCUGGGUUGCCUAUUGUUGAAGCCACGAGUUUUGUCUCUCCAAAAUGGGUACCGCAGUUAGCAGAUGCAAAAGAUGUUAUGGGGGGAAUUAAAAAUGUUGAAGGUGCUCGAUUUCCUGUGUUAACUCCAAAUAUUAAAGGUUUUGAAGCAGCUGUUUCAGCUGGAGCAAAGGAAGUUGCCAUCUUUGCUUCAGCUUCCGAAUCCUUCUCAAAGUCAAACAUAAAUUGCAGCAUAGAAGAAAGUCUACGCCGUUACCAUGAAGUUGCUGUUGCUGCAAGAAAACACGCCCUUCCAGUUCGUGGAUAUGUAUCAUGUGUUGUGGGCUGUCCCAUUGAAGGAAUGGUGCCCCCAUCAAAUGUAGCAUACGUUGCUAGGGAGCUUUACAGAAUGGGAUGCUCUGAAAUUUCCCUUGGCGAUACAAUUGGAGUUGGUACUCCAGGAACUGUUAUUCCAAUGCUUGAAUCUGUAGUUGACGUUGUUCCAAUUGGAAAUCUUGCUGUUCAUUUCCAUGACACUUAUGGGCAAGCUUUGUCCAAUAUCUUAGUCUCGCUUCAGAUGGGGAUCAGCACCGUGGAUUCUUCAGUUUCUGGUCUUGGAGGUUGUCCUUAUGCUAAAGGUGCUUCUGGAAAUGUUGCGACUGAAGAUGUUGUGUAUAUGCUGAAUGGAAUUGGGGUGAAGACCAAUGUAGAUCUUGAAAAGCUCAUGUUGGCUGGGGAUUUCAUCUGCAACCACUUGGGGCGUCCUUCUGGUUCAAAAGCAGCAAUUGCACUGCGAAAAGUUGCAGCAAAUGCCUCCAACUCCAAUAAAUUACCAGCUACUGCAUCCAAAUUAUGAGAAUUUAGUGUUUCAGCGAUGUGCGGACCCGAUGCCGAAUGCACAUAUGAAGAAAUAAUGGAGUCAGUUUCAGUUGUGGCUCAAAUCAAUAAUGUUUGCAGGACUUAAAAGUCUGCAGCUGUCUCCCGUACGCAUCUUCCGGGCUACAGAAAGAUUUGUUUUUUUAGUACUUAACAUGUGGGGUGGGAAAAGAAUCUGAAGUUUGUAAGUUUGCUUCAGUCUUUUUUAAGAGCUCUAUUUCAGAAAAUACAGGAAAAUGGUACCCAACAAAAUGACGCAUGUCUAUAUAAGAGAAUAGUUGAGCAAGUAUUU
Messenger RNA from Momordica charantia (bitter melon), 1884 nucleotides. RefSeq lists its product as uncharacterized. The record is from RefSeq and is a predicted model, not a curated record. Gene Ontology annotation, biological process: L-leucine catabolic process; ketone body biosynthetic process. Gene Ontology annotation, molecular function: hydroxymethylglutaryl-CoA lyase activity. Lineage: Eukaryota; Viridiplantae; Streptophyta; Magnoliopsida; Cucurbitales; Cucurbitaceae.